Saxophila tyrrhenica is the source of this 1173-nucleotide messenger RNA. RefSeq lists its product as uncharacterized. Gene Ontology annotation, cellular component: mitochondrion. The transcript has 3 exons. The coding region runs from base 1 to 1173 and encodes 390 amino acids. The record is from RefSeq and is a predicted model, not a curated record. NCBI's taxonomy places the organism in Eukaryota, Fungi, Ascomycota, Dothideomycetes, Mycosphaerellales, Extremaceae.
AUGCCUCAAUUACACCGCAGCGAGCGGGCAUUGAAGCUAGUCGGGGACGCCGCACGCCAGCAGUACAUCUGCAGAACCUGUCGAGCCCACCAAGUCCGCGCAUUCCACGCCUCAUAUCCAUUCUACGCGGUCAAGUCAGAACGGCCCCUCCUACAGCGGCUGCGAGAAUCAGUUUUUGGCGCGUCCGAGACGCCUGAAGAGCGGAAGAGGGAGGAAGCGCGGCAAGAGCGCACGAAGGAGUUGGCAACGAAAUUCGAUGCUAGCAGGCCAUUGGAGAGGAGGAAGCCGUCGGACAGGAAUGAAUACUAUGAUGUCGCUGCAGUGAUAGAGCCGCCAGUGAAGGGGUAUAGGCAAGCACUGUCAUGGGCUGGUUUGAAGAGGGUGGGCAGCGAAGAAUGGGUUAAGGCGAGGGAGGACAAGGGGGAGGCGUACACUGGUUUCACACCACAGAAGCAGCUUCAGCUGCUCAACGAAAAUUGGUACAGUCUACUGCACAACAUUGUCACCGAAGUAUCCGUUCUGCAGAAGGCGGAUCGUGAUGUCAAUCAAGUGUGGUAUCCACGAGACAGCGCAGCACAGACGUUUUCGCAUUCUUCGAAGAUGGAAGUACAGCCCAUGGAAGGUGGCGUUGAGCUGGUCAUACCUCAGGAUAGCGAGGAGGUGCAGAAGAUAUUACAGGCUAUCCCAGAACAACCAGACCAGCCAACGGAGCAGACCGGCGCACGCAUCAGAAAUUUGUCGCGUCUCCUGAGCGAUCAUCCAGCACCCGAAGAUGCCUGGCUGCAGAUACCUGUCGACGCAAAAACGAAGCUGGCUAUUGCCAAGCGCAUCACACAGCUCACCGGCCGCCGUAUAUCUGACCCGGUUAUUUCGAACGCGACUACCGUCCAGGACUUGUUCGAUGCGAUCAAGAUUAAGGAGAAGCCCAAGAAGCUUGCACGUACGGAAGAGCUCCAAACGCUACGAAUCGAGUUACCGAACGUCGAGGUCCAUCCAAAGCGUCGGAGUGUCAUCGAUAAAGAGAAGCGCGUGGGGCGGUGGAAGGUGAUUGAAGCAGAGCUGGAGGCGAGGGACCUGCCUGUCAAGGGAAACAGGUAUCCGCAAUCGAAGACAAUCAUCGAGCCACAGCUCAGCAGGCUGCAGCGGAAGCAGAGACGGAUGCAGAAGGCAUGA